GAAAGAUCGAGCCCUUUUCUCUAAAUAAUUAAAUAAUUAAUUAAUGCAUCGAAGAUCCAACAAAUUCAUCCUCCAAUUUCCCCCAUCGACGACUUCUCGAGAACAAGAAAAACAAAAAAACAUAAAUCUAGAGAGAGAAACACGAAUCUAGAGAGAGAAACACGCCAAACGAACCAGAAACGGGAAGUGCGUGUGUUUUGUGUGAAAAACAGAGAGUUCGAGAGGUGCAUUAAUGGCGGAGGAUAUAAUAAAGGAGAAGAAAUCUCCGACUAGCAGCAGCAGCAGUAAUGAAGAGAUUGUAAAGCUAUUUGUCGGUCAAGUACCGAAGCAUAUGACCGAAGCUCAGCUUCUGUCCAUGUUUAAAGAGUUUUCUCUCGUCGACGAGGUCAACAUCAUUAAGGAUAAAACCACGCGCGCCUCGAGAGGCUGUUGUUUUGUGAUUUGUCCAUCCAGGCAAGAAGCAGAUAAGGCUGUUGAUGCUUGCCAUAACAAGAAAACUUUGCCCGGGGCAUCUAGUCCGUUGCAAGUGAAAUAUGCAGAUGGCGAAUUGGAAAGGCUAGAACACAAACUGUUUGUUGGUAUGCUUCCAAAAAAUGUUUCUGAAGCUGAAUUAUCUGAUUUAUUCUCUACUUAUGGGACUGUAAAGGACUUGCAAAUUCUUAGAGGCUCGCAGCAAACGAGCAAAGGCUGUGCUUUUUUGAAGUAUGAGACAAAAGAUCAAGCCCUUGCUGCUCUGGAGGCCAUCAAUGGGAAGCAUAAAAUGGAGGGUUCAAGUGUGCCUUUGGUUGUGAAAUGGGCAGACACAGAGAAGGAGAGGCAGGCUCGGAGGGCUCAGAAAGCACACUCUCAGGCUUCUAAUAUGCCAAAUGCUGAUUCACAACACCCUUCAUUGUUUGGAGCCUUGCCGAUGGGGUAUGUUCCCCCUUAUAAUGGAUAUGGAUAUCAGGCUCCUGGAACGUAUGGAAUCAUGCCAUACCGCUUACCACCUUUACAGAGUCAACCUGCUUAUCAUGGUGUUAUUCCUCAGGGGAAUGCAUUGCGUGGAGGAAUUAGACCUGAUCUUGCCUCUAAUAUGGGCCCUAGAAAUUAUGCGAUGCCUCCUGUAAGUUACGUUGGCUCUGCUUAUCAUGCGGUACCAGGUGCCCAGUAUCCAGUGGCAUAUCCUGGAGGAAUGAUGAGUCACCGGCCUUUAAACAGUUCACCUGGUGCAUUAUCACCCACGAUUUCAAGCAGUAAUUCUGCAACCGCUUCCGGUGUCAGUUCAAGUUCUGUAGGUCAAUUAGAAGGUCCGCCUGGUGCUAACUUAUUCAUUUAUCACAUACCUCAAGAUUAUGGUGACCAAGAGCUUGCAAAUGCUUUUCAACCAUAUGGCAAAGUCUUGAGUUCGAAAGUCUUCGUUGACAAAGCAACUGGGGUUAGCAAAUGUUUCGGAUUUGUUAGUUACGAUUCAGCAGCCGCAGCACAAACUGCAAUUAAUAUGAUGAAUGGAUGCCAAUUAGGUGGUAAGAAAUUGAAAGUUCAGCUUAAGAGAGACAAUAAACAAAGUAAACCAUAUUGAUCAGAAGGUUAGUGAUGGAAGCACGCAGAUUUCAAUGUGAUAUGCGGUCGCAUUCAACCUGGAUUAAAGGGAGUGACUGCGGUAUCUACAUUUGGGAUGGAUGGAUAAUCUAUGCUCAUGUGCUUUGUCCCACCUGUGUAAUUGCUUCAAGGGAUCAUAAAUUCCUGAAACUUGUAAUUCAUGGUGCAUCAUGCACCCAUACGAUUUGUAAUUUAUGUACCAUGAAAGUUCUUUUAGAGAGCAUUUAUUCAUUUAUUGAUUCUUCCUCAGAGAACCUCUGUUUACAUAAUGUGGCUGAAAGAUCCAUUCAGUUUGUGUC
Mercurialis annua (annual mercury) is the source of this 1877-nucleotide messenger RNA. RefSeq names its product RNA-binding protein BRN1. The coding region runs from base 233 to 1558 and encodes 441 amino acids. Gene Ontology annotation, molecular function: mRNA binding. Gene Ontology annotation, cellular component: nucleus; cytoplasm; ribonucleoprotein complex. The transcript is spliced from 9 exons. The record is from RefSeq and is a predicted model, not a curated record. Lineage: Eukaryota; Viridiplantae; Streptophyta; Magnoliopsida; Malpighiales; Euphorbiaceae.